CAGGCCCCCCCAACUAUGGACGAGCGUCUGCUGGGGCCGCCCCCUCCAGGCGGGGGCCGGGGGGGCCUGGGAUUGGUGGGUGGGGAGCCCGGGGGCCCUGGCGAGCCUCCCGGUGGCGGAGACCCCAGUGGGGGUAGUGGGGGGGUCCCGGGAGGCCGAGGGAAGCAAGACAUCGGGGACAUUCUGCAGCAGAUAAUGACCAUCACCGACCAGAGCCUGGACGAGGCCCAGGCCAAGAAACAUGCCCUAAACUGCCACCGAAUGAAGCCCGCUCUCUUUAGCGUCCUGUGUGAAAUCAAGGAGAAAACUGGCCUCAGCAUUCGAAGCUCCCAGGAGGAGGAGCCAGUGGACCCCCAGCUGAUGCGCCUGGACAAUAUGCUUCUGGCAGAGGGUGUGGCUGGGCCUGAGAAAGGGGGGGGCUCAGCAGCAGCAGCUGCAGCCGCUGCAGCUUCCGGGGGCGGCAUGUCCCCUGACAACUCCAUCGAACACUCGGACUAUCGCAGCAAACUUGCUCAGAUUCGUCAUAUCUACCACUCGGAGCUAGAGAAGUAUGAGCAGGCAUGUAAUGAGUUCACAACCCAUGUCAUGAACCUACUGAGGGAGCAGAGCCGCACACGGCCGGUGGCACCCAAGGAGAUGGAGCGUAUGGUGAGCAUCAUCCAUCGAAAGUUCAGUGCCAUCCAGAUGCAGCUCAAGCAGAGCACCUGCGAGGCCGUCAUGAUCCUGCGUUCCCGCUUCCUGGAUGCCAGACGCAAACGCCGUAACUUCAGCAAACAGGCCACUGAGGUCCUAAAUGAAUAUUUCUACUCCCACCUGAGUAACCCGUAUCCUAGUGAGGAAGCUAAGGAGGAGCUCGCCAAGAAGUGUGGAAUCACUGUCUCUCAGGUCUCCAACUGGUUUGGCAACAAGCGGAUUCGCUAUAAGAAAAAUAUUGGAAAGUUCCAAGAGGAGGCAAAUAUCUAUGCCGUCAAGACUGCCGUGUCAGUCACCCAGGGAGGCCACAGCCGCACCAGCUCCCCAACACCCCCUUCUUCUGCAGGCUCUGGAGGCUCUUUCAGUCUCUCAGGAUCCGGAGACAUGUUUCUGGGGGUGCCCGGGCUCAACGGAGAUUCGUACUCUGCUUCCCAGGUGGAAUCACUCCGACACUCAAUGGGGCCAGGGGGCUAUGGGGAUAACCUCGGGGGAGGCCAGAUGUACAGCCCUCGGGAAUUGAGGGCAAAUGGCGGCUGGCAGGAGGCUGUGACCCCGUCCUCAGUGACAUCCCCAACAGAGGAACCAGGGAGCGUUCAUUCUGACACUUCCAACUGAUCUCACCCCUCAGGGCCACAGGGGUGGGGGCUCACGAGGUGACUCUUGAAGAGGACGAAAGCAUCCGGAGACCCCCGACACAGGAGAAGCACAAGGCAGAGAAGGGCAAAUGGGGUCAUCCCCUCCCUCACCAGACUCAGUGCUGGGGGUGUUGCUUACCUGGCAAGGAGAUGGGAUCCCCUAAGAGGAAAGUGGGGUCUGUCUCCCCCUUUUUCCUUUUUUUCAGUCUUUAAUCUCCCCAUUUCUUAUACACACACGCACACAUCCAGAAUCCUAUUUUUCAGAUCCCUUUCUCUCACACAUGUACAACUAUUCUCACUCUCUGGUUUCACCCACUUUCCCUCCCCCACCGCUUAUCUGCUCUGGGAUCUAUGGAGAACGCCAGCCUUGCCCUACCUACCAGAGGUGCCAAAAACAGGGACACAACUUCUGGACAGAGGACCUGGGCCAUGCCCCCUUGCCUCCUACCCCCUGCCCCUCCAGACAGCUUUAUUACCUCAUAAGCAGCUCAUCUUAAACCAAUAGAAUAGCUCGGUGGACAAGAGUGUCUGACUCAGAUAUCUACCUCGGAGGGAGUUUCUGCUACUUUAGGGAAUUGACUUGGGUUUUAGGGUUGAUUUUUUUUUUUUUUUUUUUUGGAAAGAAGAAGAAACCCUGGGGUCCAUUAUUUGUUUGUUUGGUUUUGGGUUUUUUGUUCUGGUUCUUAAUUUUCAUUUUAGUUUGGGGAAGCAGGUAUUUUUUAUAAAUAUGUUGAUUUUUCUCUUAAUUUCCCGCUUUCCCAUAUUAGGGGUUAUAGCCAAAGGGGUAAAAGAGGGGCACACACAGAACUGGUGAAGAGACCCACCUGCUCCAGGCCUGUCCAUCAGGAAGCACAUUCAGCAGGUCACCACACCUGCCCCCCUAAAAUUGCUUAGGUAUUCUCCUUUGCUUGUAAGUCCCAGGUGUUCUUUGCUUGCUCAGGCAGCUUCCAGCCGCAUUUGGUGUGGAGGCCGUCUGGGGCGUGUUGUGGCUGGCCUAUCCUCCCUCUUCCCACAACUCGGGCAGGGCUAGAUGCAGUAAUUCUGAGGAAAUGCCACCUUCCCCUGUGGUAUGUCUUUAAAUCUUUUUUUUUUUUUUUUUUUUUAGCUACUAUUUGCAGAUUGGAGGGGAA
Messenger RNA from Phyllostomus discolor (pale spear-nosed bat), 2458 nucleotides. It is a transcript of the gene PBX2, whose product is annotated as PBX homeobox 2. The record is from RefSeq and is a predicted model, not a curated record. Gene Ontology annotation, molecular function: RNA polymerase II cis-regulatory region sequence-specific DNA binding; DNA-binding transcription factor activity, RNA polymerase II-specific. Lineage: Eukaryota; Metazoa; Chordata; Mammalia; Chiroptera; Phyllostomidae. Gene Ontology annotation, biological process: eye development; regulation of transcription by RNA polymerase II; embryonic organ development. Gene Ontology annotation, cellular component: nucleus.